GACUCAGAGUUGCAGCAACUUCGACAACUGAUCGACUCAAUGCGUCAAGAUCGCUCAACUGAUUCGGCCGUCUCGACGAUGGCCAGCUCAAUGCACGCGGUGGAAACUAGUCCGACAACCUGUUCUAACUCCCAGCAACAUGAAGGCAGCGGCGGUGGCACAAUGGGGCGGCAUGGCAACGCCUCUCCGACACACUCUGUUAGCAUUUUCUCCACGGAUGACCCACAUUCCAAGUGCUUGGACCUCGGGGAGAACUCCUGUCACACCUUGCCGCCAGGCUCGCUGACACCUGGCCAAUGCGCCAAAAAGGCCAAUUGGUUACGAAGUUCCUUCUGUAAGGCCUUCAAAAAGAAGGGUUCCCAGACCUCCCUGCUGUUGCCGCCGGAUUCGAGCAAGUCGGAUUCCUACAGGUGGGGCGAUGCGUCGUCCCAUGUGGUGAAAAAGACCUCCAUUCCCGACGAAAUUACCAGAAAGGCAAUUUGCGAAUUCAAAUCGCCGGACCAUCAACACCACCAGCAUGAAAAGGCAUCUUCGGAGAAGCCGCCCCGAACGGGCGUAGUUGUCAGUGGAGAUCGGUGA
Messenger RNA from Dibothriocephalus latus, 579 nucleotides. The record is from the annotation of a GenBank genome assembly. NCBI's taxonomy places the organism in Eukaryota, Metazoa, Platyhelminthes, Cestoda, Diphyllobothriidea, Diphyllobothriidae.